This is a messenger RNA of Sorghum bicolor (sorghum), 3304 nucleotides long. RefSeq lists its product as uncharacterized. Bases 1350 to 3149 code for a protein of 599 amino acids. The transcript is spliced from 8 exons. Lineage: Eukaryota; Viridiplantae; Streptophyta; Magnoliopsida; Poales; Poaceae. The record is from RefSeq and is a predicted model, not a curated record.
ACUCCCAUAUCCCAGCCGCCUCUCUCUCCCACAUCCCGCUCGUGCUCUCUCCCGCAGCCGCCUCUGUCUCUCCUGCAGCCCUAUCGCAUACGCCGCCGUCUCUCCUGCAGCAGCCAUUCACGAGCAGGACGACGCAGCCCAAGUCAGGAGGUGAAGAUGGUGUAGACGACACAGGAGCAGGCGGAGGGCAGCCGCUGCGCGGCUUCGUCGGUGGCUGGCCGAGUUUGGACCCCGGCUGGAGAUCCAAUUAACUGAUCCAAUUAACAGCUGCUCCAAUUGCAGCUGUGAAAUUCAAUCCCUGAAAGGUUCUGCUGCUGUUGGCUGCACUCCAGAAUUUGAUUCCCCUCUCUGGCCUGACCAGUACGUGCAAGGUGCUAAUCAAAAUGGUGUCUUCCGUGGAAUCUUCAUCAAGUGGUGACGACGAAGCGGGGGGAGAAGCUGUUUCUGAGGAAGUAGAAUCACCUAUUGAUGACGAGCAGCAGCACCCUGUGCCUGUGCCUGGUCCAAUGCGUCGAGCUCGAAAACCAAGGACACCAUCUAAGUGGCCGACUGACAAGAUUGCUGUCACCGAGAUUAGUCCAGAUGGGAUGCCAACCGAGGUGAAAGCUAAACGAAGAUUGCGGUUGCUUGCUGGUUUGAUUGCUAGGCAGAAGCUAUCGUUAGUUAUGCCAUCAUUCAAUGACCUUACUGAUAAGGACAAAUGGAACUUGUUUGAGAAAUAUGUCAUGGACUAUUUGGUGUUCCCAGAUGCAAUGAAGCCUAUGGGGUUUAGUGCUGCAAUGAAGAUGAUAUCUAAGAGUUGGAGAAACCACAAAAAUAGGCUAGUAACCAAUUUUGUCGAUAAAGACCUCUGUCCCUUAAAGCAUUAUCCGUACAUUGAACGUGAAGAUUGGGAGGAAUUUGUGGCAUUGAAGCAGUCUGCAGCAGCAGUAGCGGCAAGUGAAAGAUACAAAGUGAUUCGGCAAAAGAAUGUGCACAACCAUCGUCUGGGCACUGCAGGGUACGAGGGAAAAUUGAAAUAGUGGGAGGCAGAGGAUGCAGAUUUAUCCAGUAAAGGCAUCUCUAACCCAUGGGAUGAAUACCCUGAAGGCCGCCAUAAGUGUUGGCUGCGAGCAAGGAGUAAGCUUGUUGUGUCAAAAGAUAAAGCUGAUAUCAUUUGGUCACAGGAAGCAACAGAAAAAAUCUCUGAACAGAUUAAAGAGAAGCAAUCAGCCGCAGAAUCCUCGGGCAUCACUUGGGUCAGGGAGAAGGAUGUGCUAACUGCAUGUUUGGGUCCUGAACAGCCAGGUCGUGUGCGCGGUGUUUCAAGUUACACUGGCUGGAAGCAUGCAUGGCCUGAAUGUUCUAGCAUGUACAGAAAGAGAAAGAGGACUGAUGUGGAUGUGGAAGCGAUAGCAGCUCAAGUUAGAGAAGAUGUUACAGCUCAAGUGAGAGAAGAUGUUACAGCUCAAGUCACAAAAGAAGUGACAACCAAGGUCACCAAAGAGGUUAGCGCCAAGGUCACACAGGAUAUCAUGGCCUAUCUUGCAGAUCAAGGGUUUCAGGUAAAACCACCACCUUCUAGGACCCCUAGCCCUGCUUGCGGACGGAGGAGCAGUUGUUGCUCAGCCACCAAUGAUUUGGACUUGGAGAACAUUUCAAUUGAUCCGGAUACCAUUGAUCUUCUUCAAGAGCCAACCCAGUGUUCCCUUAUUGCGAACCUUAGAGGCUAUCAAGCUGUGGUUGCAGAGGGUCGGGUGUUCCCAAAGGAAACUGAAUUGCAGUCAGUCCAAAUAGACCACGAGCAUGCAGUAGUCCAAGUGGAAUAUGUACAUCCAGGUUAUGAGAAUCAUGUGCUGCAGCCACCCCCAGAUGAUGAUACAAAUACACUUGGAGAAGCUCUACUAAAGAGAAUACAGUGGAGGAGGCUGCACAUUCUAGUCAACAGUACACAACCAUCCUUAUCUCAGCCAAAUGAGAUCACAAAGAGUUCGAAGAGUGCUUCAAAGGGCACUAGUGCUAUUAUUUCUACAAAGCUACUUGCGGGGGCCAAGUCAACUUCAAAUCAUCAAUCUCCUGCCACAUCUGAUGCAACAAAUAGUGUGCCAAAGGACCAUACUGCCAAUCCUACAAAAAAUCCAAAGAGCUCAGAGAUGGGGGGUGUUGCCAACACUAUGCUGCCCACACACCCAAAAGUGGGUAUUGGAUCUCUUGGAGGGAGUGGAAAGCCACCCAUGCAACAUAAAGGGGCUAGUAAGGCUGCUGGAGAGAGUGUAAAUCCACCCAUACAGCAAAAAGUGUCUGUUAAGGCUGCUGGAGCGAUUACAAAACCACAACAGCAGCAAAAAUGGUCUUCUAAGUACAAAUGUGGUCAGCCAUUUCUCCCAUCAUUGGACCUCAAGCGGGUAGGACCUGCAUGCGCUGCUCUUCACGCUCAUUACAUGAAAGACUGUGUCGACACUGAGAAGAAUGGCAUAUUGGUUAGGUUCAAGGGUAUUUAUAUGUUGAAUUCAUCUGACUUUGAGGUUGGGCUUGUGAGAUACAAUCAUCUACAUGACCUCUUCAACUUUAGCGCAUUGGAUGGCUCCCUUCUUCGAUGCUUGACACUAUCCCUGGUUGUAGAAGCUAAGGCUAAGGACAUUCCUGUGGGCUUUCUUGAUCCACAACUGAUGUCACUGGACAACAUAAAGUAUGAUAGAGUGGCUGUUCUUCGCUAUGUGCAAAAGGCCUUCACUAAAUAUACCAGUAAAGAGUAUAUAAUGUUUGCCUACAAUUCUGCUAACCAUUGGAUUGUUGUGAUAUUAAUUCAAAAGUGGGAUAAGGUCAUAUACCUUGAUUCCAACAGAUCUGGAAACCAUGAUUUUAGCAUGUUAAAAUUGUUGAUUGACGAGGCUUUUGCAGCACACACCAGCAAGAUGAAAGAUAAGCCAAAUCCACUGACACACGCUCUUAAAUAUGCCUGCCAUCAGCAAUCUAAUUCCGGCAAGGGAUCCGCCUUCUUUGCUGCACACCACCUGACUAUAGUCAUGGACAAGACAAACUUGGAAUGCCCAGAGGAGUUUGAAGUGUUGACGAGGCCAUUCGAUGGGUACAGCAUCAGAGAAAGGUUGGCAACGUUCUUAGUGGAAAAAGUCAUCAACAAUAAAGGAGAGUUCCAUCAGCCUAGCUAGUUAACCACUAGUGAUGUGUAAUUGCCAUUAUUAUGGUAAGGUGAUGUAAUGUGUGUGACUGAACAUAUAAGUUAAUAAGUAGAUUUCGAACAAGUUAUGAACUGGUUGUGAAUCUGUCAAUGAAUUUAAUAUAAAUGUGAAUCGGUUCAAUGCAA